This is a messenger RNA of Arachis stenosperma, 704 nucleotides long. RefSeq lists its product as uncharacterized. The transcript has 4 exons. The record is from RefSeq and is a predicted model, not a curated record. Bases 309 to 572 code for a protein of 87 amino acids. Lineage: Eukaryota; Viridiplantae; Streptophyta; Magnoliopsida; Fabales; Fabaceae.
UUAGAAAUUAAAGAGUAAGCUAAGUUAAACGUGCAAACAUAUGUAUAUCGAAAAUAGCAACUAAUUAUCUUAUUUCUUGCUUGGAAUUGGUUACCCUUUUAUAUAAAAGGGUAAACUUAUAAACUAUACUUGUAACAUUUUUUAUAUUAGAUGAUAUUAUAUAGAUAAUAUACUAUCUAUCUAGCUAUUAUACAUAUUAGUAGAAGUAUGUAUAGAGCUUAAAGCUUUCUUGUGGUGGCCGAAGGCGGCGACAAGUGACGGCCAGGGGCUGUUAGCAGGGGCGGAGCUACAUAUUGUGAGAGGAGGAUAUGUUCGAGAGGCACCGCGUGGUCUUCACUAUUGGGACUUCCAUUACCUCCGUUGCCACUGCUUGGAUCGGGUAUUCAUUGCGCCAUUUCCAUGAUGAAAAGGUUGAACAAAGGCUUGAAUCAAUUAAAAAAGUUAUGAAACACAAGCAUAAUCUGGAACAUUCCAAAAUCAAAGACAUUGUUGGUCCUGGAGGUCUCAGUGUUCCUACUUGUGCCGCCACUGCCGCAACAACCUUAAUCAUUGGGAUUGUUCCUUCUUUCUAGCACUUAAUACCUGAACUAUCAUUGCUGUUAAGAUUUCGAAUGUAUUGAAAUUUAAAGGAUUUGUAGUUUACAAACUUCCUAUUUGAAUUGCUAUUGCUAUUGUUUAGUCAAAACUGUGCUUGAUACUAAAGA